CUCUAUCUGAGCUCUCUGUGUGAUUCCAGCAAAGCUGCCGCAUAUUCCUUUUUAUAUUUGAUUUCAUUUUGUCCCUGCAGCUGUAGUCAGCCUUACUUUUUUGUCACGAAUGUUGCCAUUGUGGGCUGGCUUCUCCCUUUCUUUUCUCAACAAACCUCGCAAUUCAUACAUCUAUUCACAUUUUCCUUCCUCGUUUGCUAGGAUUAUCAUUGUGUUGCGUACUCGUCUCUCCUCGUCUCUCCUUGUCCAUGGCUGCACCUCCUAGAGGAGGCUCGAACCCUGAAAGUUUCCGGUCGAUCUCAAGACCACGGUACAGCCAUGACAGAAAAACGAUCGAUUCAGGUCGUCGGCGCGAUUCUUAUUCUCGGCGGCAACAUGUCGAAUGGCCGAGAGACCAUUCGGCUCGACGUUCACCACCGCGUCAAAGGCAAAGAUCUCCACAACAACAGUUGCCAGCAACGAUGACGACUCCUGAUACCUCGAUACCUUCUUCUCUUAAUGGAUCAAUUGAGUAUACUGCAAGCUUUCGGAUGGAACGUACUCCGUCAGGGAAUUCAAUCAUUUCGGAUGACGCUUUCGAGCCACGCCAUAGCGACACCUUCACCGCCUACAGCGACGAGGAGGCUGCGCGUAGGGUCGAAAUACACUUUAAACACCUCUUACCCCAUGGAAAGCAUGAACGAAUUCUUCGAAACUUGAUUGAGAGCCCAUUCCCCAUCGAUGAAAAGGCUCUCGAUAGUCUCCUGACUGCAGCGGACUGGGUCUUUUUCUGUGGCGUCCUUUCCGGUCGAGUACGAUGGGAAUGGUCGCACCCAUCCCAGGAAAGAUACAGGACGGAGCUGAUCGGGACGACGGCCUUCCGGCCCGCAGCCCAGGGCGGGUACGAAACUCUCAUUGUGCUUUCUGACCCGAUCCUCAACCAUCCCGACUAUGACCGGCGACUCCUUCUCUCCACAUUCCUGCACGAGCUGGUCCAUUGCUACCUGUUCAUCCAGUGUGGCUUCGUAGCCAAGCUGCAGGGAGGACACACGGAUGGCUUCCUCACCAUCGCCAGCAUCAUCGACAAGUGGGCCGGCAAUGGCUAUCUCCGACUCUGCAACAUGAAAGCGAACCUGGACCAUUUUCGGAGUGACCGCGCGCGAAUCGCGGAUGCGAAGAACGAGCGCCCCCGAGAUCACAGCCGCGACGCCUGCAACCACAGCCCCGGGCCGCACACUUCUUAUUUCGAGUGCGGGUGUAAAUCCCGACUAGGCUUAACAGUCUUCCCGGAUUUCUGCUGAUGGGAUCUCCCCCGGGGGAACGGGGGGACGGUCAUUUCAAUUAUGAUGAUAUAUAUACGUAGAACACGAUACCAUGGGUCUCCAAUUUGAUUGAGCGAAGCGUUUUGCAUCUUAUGAGUUACGAGCAUUUCUAGAACGAGGCAUUUUUCAAAGUUAUAGUGGAUUUAAUCACCUACCUACUCGGCGUAUACUUUCUCCUUUCCUGUAGUGUACUAAAAAAAAGAAGAUAUAUUUUAAAGGUCGUACAUCUACAUAUACCGUCUUUGAAAAAGAGCUCCAGGGCUUUGGAUUUUGAGUCUAUACGUGCUGUUUUUAAUGG
Molecule: messenger RNA, 1599 nt
Organism: Amorphotheca resinae ATCC 22711
Lineage: Eukaryota; Fungi; Ascomycota; Leotiomycetes; Helotiales; Amorphothecaceae
Exons: 1
Coding region: 249-1280 (343 amino acids)
Source: RefSeq, a predicted model, not a curated record